Fomitopsis serialis is the source of this 1005-nucleotide messenger RNA. RefSeq lists its product as uncharacterized. The transcript is spliced from 21 exons. The coding region runs from base 1 to 1005 and encodes 334 amino acids. The record is from RefSeq and is a predicted model, not a curated record. NCBI's taxonomy places the organism in Eukaryota, Fungi, Basidiomycota, Agaricomycetes, Polyporales, Fomitopsidaceae.
AUGGCAGGCCUUGAUCUCCACCUGGACCCCAGCGUAGGAUGCUUUUUCAUCGGCAUACUUUUCUCGGUAAUCUUCUACGGCGUAACAUGUGCGCAAGUACUAUUCUACCUCUGGGAAUAUUCGAUGGAUAGAUGGUGGAUGAAGAGUGUGGUCGCUCUCCUGUUUGUCCUGGAUACGGCGGCGACUGUGGCCGACUUGGAUAUACUCUGGGGAUACAUCGUAAUCAAUCACGGCAACCCUCUGGGCCUAACUGUCCUGACAAACUCGUUUCUUGUAGAAUAUGCUGUUUCUGCUGCCACUGUCCUUUUCGUACAAUGCUACUACAUGCGCAACGUCUGGCAAUUCCUCCACGAACGUUGGUACCGGGUACCGCUCACCAUCAUUGCUCUCUCAUUUCAUGUGCAUGUAGCCUUGCGUUUAUUUAGGAACAUUGAUCGGGAAGUCCCAGGCAUCUUUGAUAAGACCAAGAUCCCUGCGUCGCUUCAGACCGUAGCUGCCUCUGUCGCGGAUAUCUACAUCACGACGUCGCUGACGUUCAUCCUUCGCGGAGAGCGAACCGGAUUCAAGCACACGGAAACUCUGAUACGCAAGCUGACUACGUACGCCAUCAAUCGCGGUGCUCUGACGACUGCGCUCCAGAUUGGCCAGUUCUUUACGUAUGUGCUCCUCCCUGAGACAUCAUUCGUCUGGGCCAUUUUCCACUUCGUCGGUUGUAAGGCCUAUGUCAACUCGCUCCUAGCAAUCCUCAAUGCCCGCCACUACUUGCGUACGCAGGGCUCAUCCCGAGGUAACGCCAGCGCCGUCUCUGCGCAAGACAUCAACCUCGAAAGUCUAUCUCGGCAGACUGGGCAGGACACGAAGAAUGCAUGGCAGAGGACGCAUCAUCUAGGCCAGAAGAGCGUACCGACACCGGCUGUGAUAAAGUUAACCACAACUACAGAAAUCAUUGGUGACGAUGGCAAAGCCUUGCUGGAGGAAAGUCGAACCAACAGCAGUCAGGCGUAG